GGCCCCGCAGGAACAACAAACUGACCGCCCCCCCAUGGAGGAGCCUGUCUACCUCGAGCUCCUGCCUUCUGAUGAGAACACGCCCAAACCCCCAACUCCGCCCCCCAGACCUACACCUCCACCGCGCACAAAGUCCACCAAGCGUAUCCUCCAGAAAGACAGACGGGCCACCCAGCCUGUUCUGGCCUACAUGUUGUCCCCUAGAGGAGGCCGUCCACCAAUCAGAUCGCCCAGCACCUGUGAAAGGGGAAGUGAAGGCUUGUCUACCAGAAAGCCAAAGUUAGAGGGAAAGAGAAGUGAUGAGAAAGAUUCAGAGACGGGAGAGGAAACAGAUGUUAAACACAAUGAAAGCCCCAGGAGGAUCUCCAGUGAUUGGGUGCCGGACAGUGAUUAUGAGCCGCUGUAUCAGAUGUACCAGCGUAAGGUCUGUGAGGCUGAAUGCCAGCUGCAGUGCGAGAGCCCCUCGGCCCACCGCAGGAGCACGAGCGACAGUUUGGGGCUGCAGGGGUCCGGGACCUCGGGGGGCCGGAAGAGGGCGGAGCUCGGAGAGGUCAAACUGUGGCAGGAACUUCCUGUGGUGAAGGAGAGCGGAAUACUGCAGACACUGAGCUACACGGAGAAACAGAGACAGGAGUGUAUGUUUGAGGUGCUGACGUCGGAGGCGUCGUACCUGCGCUCACUCAGAGUGCUCAAAGAUCACUUCCUGGGGUCUCGAGAGCUGGACGACACACUGGUCAUCCACGACAGGAAGUCGCUCUUCUCCAACGUCCUGCAGGUGUAUGAGGUCAGCGAGAGGUUUAUGCAGGAUCUGCUGGACAGAGUGGACAAGAGUGUGGUCAUCUCUGACGUGUGUGACAUCAUCCACCGGCAUGCGAAGGAGUACUUCUCUGUGUAUAUCGACUACGUCAGGAACCAGGUCUAUCAGGAGAAGACCUACAGCAGGCUGAUGCAGUGUAACCGAGCGUUCUGUACGGUUAUGCAGCGGCUGGAAGAAUCUCCGCUCUGCAGGCGCCUCCCGUUCAGCUCCUUCAUGCUGCUGCCCUUCCAGCGAAUCACACGCAUCAAAAUACUCAUACAGAGUAUUCUGAAGCGGACGGCUGAGGGCUCAGCGGAGGAGUCGUCGGCCUCCAGAGCUUUGGCUGUUGUCUCAGAGAUCAUUCAGGAGGCGAACACUCAGGUUGGUCAGAUGAAGCAGAUGGAGGAGCUGAUGCACAUCGCCAACAUCCUGGAGUUUGACAAGCUGAAGGCCAUCCCGCUGGUGUCUAAGACGCGGUGGCUGGAGAAGCAGGGCGAGCUGCAGGAGUUCAGUAAGGUGGGCUCGCUCUUCGGCCGCUUCCGGUUCACCCCCGUCUACGUCUUCCUCUUUAACGACCUCCUCAUCCUCACCGCCAGGAAGAGCGUGAGUCCAGAGCGGUUUGUGGUUCUGGACCAUGCCCACCGCUCCCUGGUGCAGGUCCAGCCUGUAGACAUUUCUGAACCACAGCUGGACCACGCCUUCUGCCUCACCUUGCUGGAGAACCACCAGGGAAACACCUGCGAGCGCCUGCUGAAGGCCAACACUGAGUCUGACCUGCACAGGUGGACGGCCGCGUUCCCCUCCGUCUCUGCUCAGCAGGAAAAGCAGGAGAAGGUGUAUGAGGACUGGGACUGCCCUCAGGUCCAGUGUAUCCGUCAGUACAGCGCAAAGCAGGUGGACGAGCUCAGCUUAGAGUGCUGUGACAUCAUCAACGUUAUCCGCAAAACUAAUGAAGGUUGGUGUGAAGGACUGCGACUGUCGGACCGAGCGAGAGGGUGGUUCCCUCAGGACUCGGUGACCGAGGUGACCAAUGAACACCAGAGACGCCGAAACCUGAGGGAGCAGUACAGGAUCGCCAUGGCAACACAGACGGCCAAUCACAGAGCGGAAGUGUAACACGGCCGGCCAAUCAGAACGAUUAGAGCUGUUUUAUUACCUUUCAAACGCUGAAAUGAAGACAACAGAAAAAACAAUGUUGAGAAUAAUGAAUGAAUAUGUAAAUGAGGAAGAUUUAAAUAAACAGAGCUGCUGAUC
This is a messenger RNA of Colossoma macropomum (tambaqui), 2050 nucleotides long. RefSeq names its product Rho guanine nucleotide exchange factor (GEF) 15 (gene arhgef15a). Gene Ontology annotation, molecular function: guanyl-nucleotide exchange factor activity; protein binding. Gene Ontology annotation, biological process: activation of GTPase activity. The transcript is spliced from 14 exons. The coding region runs from base 35 to 1912 and encodes 625 amino acids. The record is from RefSeq and is a predicted model, not a curated record. NCBI's taxonomy places the organism in Eukaryota, Metazoa, Chordata, Actinopteri, Characiformes, Serrasalmidae.